CUUUCUGUUCAGGUGUGACAUCCUCAGUAUUUACACAGUCGAGUACACCGUUCACAUGUAAUACUUGACCUAUAUCAUUUCUGAGCACCCGUACCAAUUCGGGUGCCUGCAUGGAGGACUCAGUUUGUCGCAAUGUUGCGGCAGAUUGUGGGAGGAUUGACAUGGACCUAUCCUCCUCCACGGAGGACAGUGAGGCCUCAGAUGACUCGGGAAUAUGGAUGUCAGUACUCAAGUGUUACAUAUGUGGAGAUUUGUUCCGGAAACCUCGGAUACUGCCUUGUGGACAUACGUUCUGUUCAGACUGUUUGUUAUCGCUACGAGAUGAAGUGGCCAUGGAGUUUAAGAAGAAGUACAAGGCUGCCUUUAGGAGAGGUGAAAGUGGUGUGAUGACCUGUCCACAUCCAGAAUGUGACUAUUCGCUGAGAAUCAUGAAUCUGAGGAGAUGGACUAUGAAAAACAAAGCAGCUGCAGAAGCUGUUGGAAUGUUGAGAAGGAAAAUCCAGGACAAAAGGGAUAGUGCAACACAGACAAAUCUUCAGCUUGGAAACAAAUCUCUGUCUUUUCCAAGGAUUGUGUAUACAGUCUCUCGACAGCCACAAGAGGAGACCACAACACAUACAAGUAACAUGGAACAUAUGACUAAUUCGUUGUUAAGAAUGGACCCAAUCAGCAAAUCACAUCUGUCAUUAAACACAGAGGUCAAAUCUUGGAGGUCAUUAGCUACAUUAAUUGGUAUGAAUUUGGUAGGCGAGAUGUUUUCUCUGACGUACUAGUUUCACAUUGCUCAUAUAUAUACUUAACAAUGUGCCAUAUAAUGAACCAUAUAGUACCUUUCUUCAAUUUCCCCUUUCGCUUAGAUUUCGAAAUUCAUUGAAGUUAGAAUUGGUUACUGUUUUAAACGCUGAAAUCCCCAAUAUUAACAUCUGUAAGUUAAAAUAUUAACAAUACGUCAUAGAUUGGUAUGAAUUUGGUAGGCGAGAAUAAAUAAUAUCAUCCUGUUUCUUUAAUGACACCUUUCGCAUUCUUUUCGAAAUAUGUUAAAGAAAAAAAAGGAACUGAUAAAAAAAAGCAUACACUAAUCUUUUUUGGAAGGAUAAAUUCGGAUGAUCCGUAAACACCACAUUUGUCGUUUUCGUUUCUCAAUCUGUGCAAAUGUUCUGAGGUGAAAUAUAGUACGGAUGUCGUAAGAAAAAAAAAACCCUUUCCAAAAUGAAGAUAUGAACAUAAAAAAAAUAGACACCAAAAAAAGUACCAAAUAGGGGUGUGAAUAGCGAUUUUCAGCGCAACCCAUUACAAGUUAUCAGGGAUUUUUACAGCAUUCAGUUUUUCUGUAAAUAAGAAAACAUGUAUCUAAUAUCAUUGUUGUAACCAUUAGUCUUUCACAUGUUAACAUUUUAUUGAUUGUUAUGAGAUAA
This is a messenger RNA of Mytilus trossulus (common blue mussel), 1415 nucleotides long. RefSeq lists its product as uncharacterized. Lineage: Eukaryota; Metazoa; Mollusca; Bivalvia; Mytilida; Mytilidae. The coding region runs from base 111 to 773 and encodes 220 amino acids. The record is from RefSeq and is a predicted model, not a curated record. The transcript has 3 exons.